Messenger RNA from Panonychus citri (citrus red mite), 2265 nucleotides. RefSeq lists its product as uncharacterized. Gene Ontology annotation, molecular function: oxidoreductase activity. The coding region runs from base 658 to 2094 and encodes 478 amino acids. Lineage: Eukaryota; Metazoa; Arthropoda; Arachnida; Trombidiformes; Tetranychidae. The record is from RefSeq and is a predicted model, not a curated record. The transcript has a single exon.
UUCACCAUUUAAAUCAAUGGAUAUUUGAUCUCAUGUUUUCAGUCAUAAUUAAACAUGAAGAUGAUCAACAAUCAAAAAUAAAUUGAGGUCAAAACAAUCAAGUCGUUUUUAAACUCGAACUUGAAAUGUUAUUCUGACCAAUCAAACUAAUCAAGGUUAUUUAAACUCAUUGAUUAACCAUGGUUACCCUUUUUUAAUCAUCAUCAUCACAAUCUAAAUUCUGGUUAACCCUGAUAUUAGUUAACUAACGAUUAUGAUGAUCAGUUUGUUGUUUACAUGAAAACCAAAUCCCAAUUGAAACUAAUCAAGAGGCUCGGCUAUUUUUUAUAUCAUCUUCAUCUUCAUCUUCAUCUUCAUCUUCAUCCUCAUCUUCUGUCAGGUCACUUAUCCUGUUAUAUAACCAGUUUGACGGGAUUAGACCCGGAGUCGACCCCGAAGUCCGAACCAUCAGGUCAAUUCAUUUACCUUGUAUCUUCCUGAAGAUUUACUUAGAAAAAGUUAAUUCAGUGCAGAGCGAUUGUGUUACAAUUUAAUUUGAUUCUGAUUAAAUUGUCUAAAUUUUUAAAAGUGUUAAUCAUCUUCGUUAAUUGUUUUCUUUUUCUUCGUUGAUUCUUUAAUUUAUCCUUUUGUUUUUCUAUUGUUUCAAGUUAACUGGACAUGAUUGACCAACAGGAAAAAAAUCAACAACAAUUUGACCAACAAUCACCUUCAUCAUCACCAUCACCUCCAUCGGAAUCAAUUGAUGAUGAAACAAUUAAAGGAUCUGUGGUCAUUGUAAAUAAUGAUUUAGAUCAUGUUGGUGAGAUAAUUAAUUCAUCAACAGGGAUAAUUACCAUUAAUACAGAAACACCUUCAUCACAAUCAACUAAUAACUCACCGUUACCAUCGCCUAAUCAAUUUCCAAUUACAUUACCACCUCCGCCGUCAUUUUCAUCACCAUCUCCUCAACCAACACCACCACCGAUAACAAUUAACUGUCCACCUCCUUUAUUUGACCAAAGUCCACUGAUUAACAAUGAUGAUUAUGAAAUUAAUAAAGAGGAUCCAUUAACCUUACAAUUAACUGAUCUGAAAAUCCGUGGAUCCCGUUUACCAGGGGACAAUGGGUCAAGUCCAACGAUUGUACCUGAAUGGUUUAAUCGUGAACUCUUUGACCUUGGCCGGUCAGUUGGACGUAAUCAUUUCUCUUCCGUCCUGUUCGGCCAUUUAUCUGGUCUAACAAUGGUUGUCCAUAUCCCGUCAAUUUUGGCCACUUUAUUGGCCACAGGUAAAUCAAGGACUCUUGGUGAUAUCUUUGAACGUUAUCUUGGUACCUUGAGCCAUGUGAUCACUUGGUACGAAGGUGACAUUUGGAAUCAAAAUGAUCCAGCCCAUAAAUCAUUGAUGACAGUCCGUCGGAUGCAUUCAAAUGUGGCCUCAAGGAUGAAUCCACCGCGACCCGGUAAUCACAACAAUCAUCAAUCUAGUGACAAUCAAUACACACCGCCAACUAAUGAUCGGCAAAUUUAUUUAUCACAAUACGAUAUGGCCUUAACUCAGUUCGGUUUCAUUGGGAUGAUCAUUUUACACCCUAAGCAGGUCGGUUUUCCCGACAACUCUCAAGAUCUGAUUGGCCUGAUUCACUUUUGGCGUUGUGUGGGCUACCUUUUGGGGCUUGAUGAUCGAUUUAACAUUCUUAAUGAAUCUGAUCUUCAAGGUACAAGAUCACUUUGUGCUCGACUUUUGGAAACGGAAUUUAAACCGGCAAUUAAUCGAUACCCAACCAAUCAAGCGAGUCAAAUGUCCGCCGCAAUUGUCCAAGCAAUUAAAGCGGUGAUUCCGCUUCUGUCCACCUCUGGGUUUACCAAAUAUCUUUACAAAAUGAACACUUUGGACUCGCCAGUCCCACUCGACGGAACUGCCGCUCGGGUUGGUUAUCAGGGAAUCAAAGUAAUCAUGAGAAACUGUUUACCGAAACCGCUAUUAACUCCAGCAAUUAACGCUCUCCUACGUAAAUCAAUUGUUCGAGCACAGAAAAAAAGUGAUACAAUUAAAUCGCGAUUAACUAACAAAGAUGAUCUUAUCUUAGAGGAAACUUGUUUCACUGAUGUUUAAUUGUCUCUAUUUUUUAUUGUUUAUUGUUGUUGUACAAUCAAAUCAAUUUGAUUAUUAUCUGUCUCUAAUUGUUGACAAAAACAUAAUUUAUCUGCUCUGUUUUUCAUCCAUUUCUUAAUGUAAUCCAAUUAUUAUGAAGACACAAUUAAAAAUUAACACUUUGAACACUCA